CUGAAUUCGGAGAGUUCCCAUUCACAUCCGAACUAAACUCUCGGGCCCCGCGUCGAUCUCCCUUCCCCUUCACCUCCCUUUUCCUUUGGCUUUUUUCUAUCUUCUUGACACUGAAUCCUUACGGUUGCGCAUUAGCUCCCGAAGAUCACCAUGAACUGGCUCAAGUCAACUCUCUCUGCUGCGGUGGGCACGCAGGAACCUAUCUACGGCCCCGAGGCAAUCCGUUCGGUCGCCCAGCAGACUGCUGAGACCCCUUACACUGUCCUGAACAAGGACUUGCUACGAUGGAAGGCUUUCCAAUACACCAAUGUGGAGACACAGACCUUUUACGUCAUGGCCGACAACGGCACUCUCGUCAUGGUUCAGGUCAUCUACAGCAACAUUGCAGGCAUCCAUACCACCGCCCACUUCAACACUAAGAUCUUUGACCAGAGCGGAGCUGGAAACCACAUCUGGCACUCGGAUGGUCUGUCGAACUUCAUGUUCGAUGAGCAGAUGGUUUGCUUCGGCGCCGAUAACCUGACUAUCACCCUGAAUGAGGAGGGUGACUCCUACACCAUCAAGUCGACCGUUAACCCUGACUGCCUUGUCGACUUGAAGAUCACCCGGAAGGCACCGGGCUUCACCAUCGGAAAGGAUGGUACCUCCUACUUUGGAACCGACCCCAAGAACCCCUGGGGCUCCAUGACUCACUCCUUCUGGGCUCGCUGUGCCGUCGAGGGUAGCAUCACUACCAAGGAGAAGUCCUACGACCUGGCUGGUCGUGGUCUGUUUAUCCCCGCUAUGCAGGGCAUGAAGCCCCACCACGCAGCUGCCCGCUGGAACUUCAUUAACUUCCAGACUCCUACCUAUUCCGCCGUCAUGAUGGAGUUCACCACUCCUCCCUCCUACGGCUCCACCACGGUCAACGUCGGUGCCAUUGUCAAGGAUGAUGAGAUCGUCUACGCCGGUGUUACUAACACAGUAACCCACACCGAGUCGACAACGGACCCUGCCAGCGGCUGGCCCGAGCCCACCUCCAUCAAGUGGGAGUGGACCGGCAAGACCGCGGAUGGUCAGGAUGUGUCCGCCGAGGUCGAUGGAUCUCUCGGCAAGCGCCUGGAUCGCGUUGAUGUCAUGGGUGAGGUGCCCGGCUUCAUCAAGACCAUUGCCGGUAGCGUUGCUGGUACCAAGCCGUACAUCUUCCAGUUCUCCCCUGCUGAGAAACUGUCAUUGAAGCUCAAGGUUGGUGAGACUGAGACCACCGAGGAGGGCUUCAUGUUCUCAGAGUCCACUUUCAUCUCCUAAGCUCGUUGAGCCGGCCCCCUCUCCAUCCCACGUACAUAGGACAUUUGGUCCCCAAGUGGGACCUCUUUGGCGUUAGUUUGAGACAUUUUACAUUAUUUGCUGGAGGCAGUCGAUAUUGAGAGGCCUCAUGCGAACCAGACAUCCACAGAUUGUAUACAGGAUACUUAAUGCUAUUGACAAUAUUUCUCUGUAA
This is a messenger RNA of Penicillium longicatenatum, 1480 nucleotides long. RefSeq names its product survival factor 1 family protein. Gene Ontology annotation, cellular component: cytoplasm. Gene Ontology annotation, biological process: response to oxidative stress. Bases 151 to 1287 code for a protein of 378 amino acids. The transcript is spliced from 5 exons. Lineage: Eukaryota; Fungi; Ascomycota; Eurotiomycetes; Eurotiales; Aspergillaceae. The record is from RefSeq and is a predicted model, not a curated record.